AUCACAUGACGUUGUUGCAAAACUGACGGGAGAGACAGUCUGUUCUUUUCAAUCUGAAUUCGCACACAUUUAGUCUUACGAUGUCAAAUCAUCCCAAUCGAUACAAAUGUCCAACAGCUGAAUGAAUGUCAUUUCCUCAAAAUGACGUAAUAUAGGGAUAGCAGACUGGCCCACACCCUAUCAUUCUGUGUAAAAAAAAAAAAAAAACUCCUUUGGUGUGUGUUAUGCAGUAGGACGUCCCAAAGUGUAGAACAUGGUAUGGGAACUUAAUCCCGCGCUGGGCUAUGGGAGCCCCAAGCCGGGCCUGUCAGAGUCGGCUCCAGAGAGGGACCACACAGGGCAGGACACAAGCAGGGUCCAGGAUCUGGAGCUGCUCCACUGUAACCUGCCCUCAUCACCAGGAGACCCCACCAGUGACAGCCACAUGGAAUAUGAUGAUCUCCCUGAGCUGCAGGAAGUAGUGGAGGACCAGUCCUCACCCACUGUGUUUCAGGUGGGAGUGUGUGUGUCCCACCAGGAGCGUGACGCCCACACCCACACAGCUCCCCCGGAUACACACUGGCUCACACAGCUGGCGCACAUAGCCACUGGCCCCCAGAGCCCUCUGCUACAGGGGUCCACCUACAGCAGGUCUUCUCCAGUCCAUAUUUUUGGCACCAGUAAUAAUCUACAUUCCUACGCCCGUCCACCCCUAACCUCCAGCAGCACUCCGUCCCCCUCUAGAGGCAACACAAGGGAGCGCAGGCGCAUCCGGGCGAGCAGUGAGUGUGAGUCGGCGAUAUCUGGGCGAUCUUCUCUGUCAGAUGACGAGGACAUGGACUGGUGUCACUCCUGGCCUCCCACUGCCUGGCAUGGCUUCCUCAAAGGCACGCGUCUGCGCUUCCACAAAGGCCCCAACAUGGAGUGGCAGGAUGCUGAUGACCUGGAGUCAGACAAUGACUCAGACAAUGAAGGAGAGACAGAACCCCACCCCUUGAAGGGCUACGGCUCAGAGGGACUCAGGCUGGUGGGUCACGAAGAGAGCAUCUCCUCCGGUCAGGUGGUCCUCAGGCUGACCUUUGACCCUGUCACAUCCCGGGAUGGUCUCCUGACCGCAGAGUGCCAACUGGACCACCCCUUCUACGUGAAAAAUAAGGGGUGGUCCUCGUUCUACCCGAGCCUGACCGUGGUGCACUAUGGGAUCCCGUGUUACGAGGUGCAGGUGGGCGACCUGUGUUUGCCUCCGGGACACAGAGAUGCAGCCCACACAGACGACUCUCUGGUGUUUGAUGCGUUCAGGAGUUACGACUUCACUCCCCUGGACUCGUCCGCUGUGUACAUGCUGAGCAGCAUGGCCAGACAGCGCCGUACCUCCCAGUCCAGCGGGGGCGCUGUCUCCCCGGACCCAGACCGACAGAGCUCCAGGGCCUCUCGCGCCUCCGCCAGCUCUCCCCAGCGCAGGCCAGCCAAGGGCCAGCAGGCCCAGAUACUGCCCGCCAAUGCCACGCCCAUCAAGUGCAAACGGCCAAUGAAUGCCUUCAUGCUGUUUGCCAAGAAGUUCAGGGUUGAGUACACUCAGAUGUACCCUGGGAAGGACAACAGAGCGAUCAGCGUGAUCCUGGGGGAGCGCUGGAAGAAGAUGAAGGGGGAGGAGAGGAGGGUGUACACCGUGGAGGCCAAGACCCUGGCCGACGAGCAGAAGAGACUGAACCCAGACUGCUGGAAACGCAAGAGGAACAACUCGGGUUCCCUGGCCAUCUAGGGAGAGGAGAGACAGAGGAGAGGGAGGACCAUACACACACACACACACCAUAAACAAAUUAAUGAAAGCCUCCUGCUUUAGGUAGACAGAUGUUUCUUUACUGUGACACUGUACAGUACAUGCUUGCUUUUCAAACCAAAUAGAAAGAAAACACAUGUAAGACAAAAAAACAACACCUCUUAUCUACUAACUGUGCUUGAACAUGAUAUAUAUAAAUAUAUAAACAUGAUAUAUAUUUUUUAUGACAAACUUGCCUUAAUCUUCCAAAGCGCAAAAUGUAUUAUUUUCUUCCGUCUUUUUAACAAACGUGUAUUUUUCAGGUAAUUUCAUAACCCAGGCUUGAAUAUAUAAACUGUGGUGCUGUAGCUUAGCGCGAGGAUGGGCAGGAGAGAUCCAAACAGAAGUCUAUUUUUCCACAGUGAUAUUCGCGAGACGUUUUAAGAGUGGUUUCGAUGUUUUCAGGUGUGUUUCUCAAAGUGUGUCCGACAGGAUACCUUAUUUGAACCUGGUGCCACAGCCCGAGGGGACCUUCAGAUGUCUAAUGAUUCUGAGGUGUUAUUGCUCUGUACAUGUGUAGGGGUGGGGAGGGAGGUG
Osmerus eperlanus (European smelt) is the source of this 2335-nucleotide messenger RNA. RefSeq names its product HMG box-containing protein 1-like. Lineage: Eukaryota; Metazoa; Chordata; Actinopteri; Osmeriformes; Osmeridae. The transcript has 10 exons. Gene Ontology annotation, molecular function: protein binding; RNA binding; RNA polymerase II cis-regulatory region sequence-specific DNA binding. Bases 254 to 1741 code for a protein of 495 amino acids. Gene Ontology annotation, biological process: regulation of transcription by RNA polymerase II. Gene Ontology annotation, cellular component: nucleus. The record is from RefSeq and is a predicted model, not a curated record.